Molecule: messenger RNA, 2481 nt
Organism: Plenodomus lingam JN3
Lineage: Eukaryota; Fungi; Ascomycota; Dothideomycetes; Pleosporales; Leptosphaeriaceae
Biological process (GO): DNA-templated transcription; regulation of DNA-templated transcription
Molecular function (GO): DNA binding; DNA-binding transcription factor activity, RNA polymerase II-specific; zinc ion binding
Source: RefSeq, a predicted model, not a curated record
AUGCCCAAGGAGGAACCUUUACCCAGCCGGAAAAAGAUGCGCAAGGGGACGCAUAGUUGCUUUGAAUGUCGGCGGCGCAAGAUUCGAUGCAUCUUUCAACCUGACAACCCGGAUGUCUGCUCAGAAUGUUUUGCACGUGGCAGCAGGUGCAUCGAUCAGGAACAUGCCAAUCCAGAAGUGAUUGUCGAUCACAGGAAAAAUCUGCGUGAGAGAGUAUCGCGACUGGAAGCUUUGGUAGACACGUUGCUUGAAGACAAGACCAUCAAAUCAGAGGCUCGUAGUCAGAGCCAGAGUACAGCCGACACUGCCUCGCCAAAAGUACCUCAAGUCUUCUCGAGAGACGCCUUGCCACCCACCCCACUGUCCUCCGAGUCUACAUCAAAUCCAUUCCAACAUAAUCAGCGUGCUGUAUCAGACCGAGGACAUCAUGUUCCAAUACUGUCUGUUUUCGAAGAUGCUCUCAACGAUGCGGAAGCUCAGAACAAAGUCCGCAAAGACCCAUCGCACGCCCGAUUUACGGCAGAUGGCGCUCUGACAGCUGAAGAGCGAUAUACGCUUGAAAACAGACACGAUGACAACAUUAUUGACGGCAGCAAUGUAUCACAUUCAGCGAAAAAAGAGAGGGCGAAACAAGCUCUGAUCGCCAUGCUGCCACCUUAUGAACAGCUUACACGGCUUUUGAACAAUAACAGCGAUUGGUGGCAGACAUGGCGACGAAAGUGCAGUGGAACCUCGGGACCCGAUCAGACGCUGUCCCAGUUUGCACUUAAAGCCUUGGCGAAUGGCAACAUUGGUGCCCUUGGUACUGUUGUGUUGUCGGUUGGCAUAUGCUCUGCAGAUGAUACUGAUGAUGUGGAGCGCUAUAUCGAGGCUGUUGACAGAUGGGUUCUAUCUGAUGAUGAAUACGCAGCCAGUCUGGAAGGCAUGGAAUGUCUCAUCUUGAAGUCAAAGUGGUAUGCAGAUGUUGGACAGCCUCGAAGAGCCUGGAUCGCAUACAGGAAGGGGUUAAUGUAUGCUCAACUCAUGGGUCUUCACCGGAAACGCACAUCUUCAGCAGCUCACGAAAGUAUUUGGUGGGCACUCUACCAUGGAGACCGUUUCCUGUCACUACUUCUAGGUCUUCCUUACGGUAUCAGCGAUGCGCAUUGUGAUCUCACCCUGCCAGAACUCGGCGACGGCGAGUACAUACACCAUAUGAAUGCCAUCUCCAAAGUGUCACAGCUAGCAGGGCGCGUCAUUGAUCGCAACCAAGGAAUAGCAGAACAGUCUUUCGCAUGGGCCCUACAACUCGAUCAGGAACUUGAGGACCUGUGGAAGAGAUUGGAUCCUGCAUGGCUCGACUAUUCAGAACUGCUCGCAGACCCAGAAAAGAACGCCGCAGAAUUACGAGAACGGUUGAUGGGGCAGAUGGUGUUCCACCAGAUCCGUGUUUACCUGCAUCUCCCCUUCAUGCUCAAGUCGGCUUCAAAUUCGCGCUUCACAUACUCCCGCACCGCGUGUCUCAACGGCUCUCGAGAUGUGCUCCGUCUGUACCAGGCACUACGCACGGGUACCGUGCAGCCCCUCUACGAGUGCAAAGCCAUUGACUUCAUCGGCUUCACCGCUGCAGUACUCAUCCAGAUUGGCCUCCUCAACUUCACGACCGUCAACGGUGCAAACGGCCAGCCGCCUUCCCCCAAGAACAAUGAAGAAGACGUUCGCCUCAUUGAAAUCAGUAUUGACAUUUUCCGGAGAGCUUCGAGCGAAAAGGGUGGGAAAGUAGCCCUACAAUCCGCUGAAGUGCUCGAGAAGAUGAUGAGCAAGUUCAAAAACGCCUGUAGCCCCAACAGAAGCCACUGCGCCGACGAGACCGAUGAAUUUGUCAUACCCUACUUUGGCACCAUUACUCUCAAGCGAGGGGGUCAGAAGGUUACCCGAGGACCCUCGCCGCCUGCUCGUUCGCCUGCAUGUUCCAACAUUUCGCAAUCCCCCGCACAGUCCCAGCUGUUUACGCCCCCCUCGGAAAGACAGUCCAGCACCUCAGACAUCUUCUCCCAAGCCACGCCCUCUCUCAGCGUCACGCCCAAGACAUCCAUCUCCGCCGGCACCGGUACCUCUGGAUACAACAUCACCGACCCCUUACCCUUUGUCUCCUACGACGGCUUCUACAACUGGAACAACCUCAAUGGCGAUGACGCCUCCUGUGCCGCCGCCUCCUCCGCAGGCACAGCCGUCCCUGUAGCCGCCCACACCACCUCCAACACGGCCUCCGGCACCGCCUCCCAGGCGGGGAUAAAUACCCAGAUCAACGAUGACAGCAUGAAUAACUUCCCGCUCCCAACAAAUAAUUUUAGCUGGCAGCAUAUGCCCAUGGACAUUGAUCAGGAUUGGUCAUGGUUCUUGAACGACGCACAGACUUCCCAGGCGGUUAACUCGAAUACAUCGGCCCAGGCUUUGCCGGUGGAUGUGUUUAGUGGCCAGGGUUUCACUGGCUUUGGCUGA